AUGGACCCUCAAGUGCCUGGGCCAUCAUCCCUCCUCUCCAUGCUCUCCACUGAUAGCAUGCCAACAUCGUCUUCGAGCAGCGAUGGCGAGGAACGCCCAACACCUCCAGUCCCAUCACUAGUCCAAGCAAACAUUGCUAAAACCGGCGGUUACCUGGAUGCCAUUAUUGAGGAGGAAUCGGACGACCUACGCUCAAUAUCCAGCGCCUCUUUUGCCUCGCCGCGUACAGUCAUUGAGGGAAACAUCGAGAAAAACAUUGAACAGGUUCCGAAAGGCUCGGUUAGCCCAUUUGCCGGUGUGCUGCAGCCAGUCGCCGAGACCAGCCUUCCUUCUAUGGUUGAGCUCGGCGAGCCGAAAGAGGAGGACGAAUCGAAGAUCUCUGAGGGUGAAUUGACAGUGAAGGAAGUUAAGAUGGAAACAAAAAUCGAGGGGUCGGAAGAGAAGCCAGUGAAAGUGUCUGAAGAGCGGAUUGAGCACACUGUCGUCCACUCAGAAGGGCCGAUCAUCGAGGAGCCGAUCUCCCCACCGCCAUCUCAAGAUUUGCUCAAAGGCCUUAUUCAACUUUCCCAAAGCGACAGACCUGAAAGCGAAACACCCCAUCACGUACCCGAGCAGCACUCCAUUUUAAGCCAGAUGAUGGCGGAAUCCCGGGAGAUCGAGGAAAACCUCGACCCCUCCUACCUCCAAGAACUUCAUACGCCUCGCGACGCCGACCGAGAUCAAACGGAAGAGAUUGUUUACCACGAGGAAACGAAACCCGUCCCGGAUAUGGAGCUUGAAGAGACACAAUCCCUGGCCUCGGUCUCCAUCACCUUGGACCAAUCGAGGGAUUCGGUGUUGGAUACGAGCCAACCGAUUGACGAGUCGCUGAUCGUGGAACAGCAGAUGAGUGGUUCGCGACCAAUGAUGCCUCCACCUUCACCACCCUUGGAUUUACCGCCACCUCCGCCUCCACCACCACCGCACAACACGGGGCCGAGCAGCCCCGCAAAGAUCCCCUCCGGUAACGGCCCGUCGGCAUUUUCGUACACGCGACCGGGGAACACGGGAAACUAUGCGGUUCCCACAUUCGGUUCCAAGCAAGCCAGCCCAAAAGAAGCGAGCCAAGACGACGAGGUGGUGAUCCCAUCCAAUACCACUUUCACUACCACCGUAACCCGCAAGUCAACGUCGUUACGGCAAGAGAGCCCCGAUCUCGAAGUGGAUAUUGACGGGGCGAUGCGACGUGCUGCUAGAUAUGGUCAAACUUAUGGCGACGCCGCGAUGAGUCACAUGCGAAGUGCCCAUGAAGAUGGCGCCUACUCCCCACCAAUGGAGGCGCCACCUCCGCCACCUCCCAACUACACCGUCACCCAUCCGCCGACGGUCGGUGGCAGCACAAAAUCGUAUUCGCGAGAAGACCUAUUGUCGGAGCCAGCUCCGUCCCGGUCGACGAUCCGUGAGAUCCCGGUCCAUCGGGCUCCAUCGGCUGCCGCAUCUUCCGUCGAUUAUUCCCGAGCCCUAAUGCCAUCAUCUGGGUACGAUCCGCGGCCAGACCUUGGCGAUGAGUACUACCGCAGAGAGGUUAUCUCACGAACGGUGAUCACUCGUAGCCAAGAGACAUUGUCACAGCCGCCACUUGGACGAAGCAGCCCUAUCGAACGAUAUGUCUCGUACCCAGACCCGAAUACCCGCGAGACCAAGGAAGUCGAAUAUCGUUAUAACGUUACGAAAAAUGUCGAAGAAGAGGAGAGAAGGAUCCGUGAAGCCCAGGAACGCCGUCGUGGCGAAGAAGAACUCCGGCGUCGACGGGAAGAUGACCUCCGUCGUGAAUGGGACCGCAAGGAAAAAGAACGCCUUGAAAUCCUAAGAAAAGACUGGGAGCGCAAGGAAAGGGAGCUCGAAACCGUUCAACAUGAGCGGGAACGCAAUGAGAAAGAUCGUAUUGAUCGCGACCGUGCUGAACGAGAACGUAUUGAACGCCUUCGACGCGCGGAAUGGGAUGCCCGUGAAGCCGAGAGGAGGGCUUUGGAGGAGCAGGAACUUGAGCGUAGACGUCAAGCGGAACGCGAGCGCCUCGAACGCAUCCGUAUCGAAGAAGAACGCAUCGAGCGUGAGCGUAUUGAACGCGAACGAAAGCGCCUUGAAGAAGAACGUAUUCGUCGCGAGCGUGAGGAACUCGAGCGAGUUGAGCGCGAGAGAAUUGAGCGUGAACGGCUGGAGCGUGAACGCAUCGAGAUAGAGCGAAUCGAGCGAAUCAAGCGAGAGCGCUUGGAACGGGAGCGACAGGAUCGUGAACGUGAGCUGGAGGAGCAACGCCGACUGCAGCUGGAGCGCGAGGAGCUUGAACGCAUUGAGCUUGAACGCCGUGAGCUGGAGCGAAAAGAACGCGAGGCCCUCGAACUUGCUCGCCGGGAAGCGGAAGCCCGGGAGCGUGAGCGUCUUGAAGAUGAGGCCAAGGAAGCCCGUCGGCGAGAAGAGGAGCGCCGCGAGCGAGAGCUUUUGGCUGAUAUCCAGCGGCAAGCCGAGGAAAGAGAGCGGCUUCGACGACUUGAAGAGAUGGAGGAGCGCGAUCGACUUGAGCGAAUCCGCCUCGAACAAGAACGUCUCGAGAAGGAACGGAUCGAGUUCGAAGCUCGUGAGCGCCAACGCCGGGAUGCCGAGCUUCGCGAGCAAGAGUUGAUUGCCGCUCAACGAGGUGAACGUGAGCGCCGUGAUCGUGAGCGUCAGGAAGAUGAGCUCCGUGAACGCCAACGCCAGGAAGAGGAGCGCCGGGAACGUGAGCGACGCGAGCGAGAGCGCCAAGCUGCCAUUGAGCGAGAACGACAAAGGCGAGCUGAAGAAGAUGUUGAAGCGAAGAGGCUUGCCGAACUUGAGCGACUGAAGAACGACCGUGACCGCCAACGACAGGCCGAAAUCGACCGUGACCGCGAACGGGCAGAGCUUGAGCGCCGGGCCAUUGAGCUGAAGGAAUGGGAGCGCAAAGAAGCUGAACGACGGGACCGAGAACGUGAGGACGAGGAACGCCAACUUCGUGAUCUGAAAGACCGCGAAAGGCGAAACCAAGAGAUCCGUGAAAAGGAACGCAUUGAAGCCAUUGUCCGAGAGGAGAAUCGUAGAAAGGAUGAUCGGCGCUCUCGUGAACAUUUGGAUCACCUGAUCCGUGAGAAAUCCGAGAAGGAGCGUUUCGAGAUCGAGAAGAGGCGUCUUCUGGAGUUGAAGGAGGCCCGGGAGAGGAAGAGGAACGAUUUGACCUCGCCUGAAACGCUUGGAAAGCUCGUCCGGCCGGCUUACUUCAGCCGCGAAAACUUGUCGGGUCCUGGAGCGGAAUACACGACCAAGGUCGAACGCCAGGUGAUCGAGCGUGUGGAUCGUAACUUGUUCAUUGAUGAUCACACCCGAACUUAUCCAAUUGGGCUUGGUGGAACAUCACUUGGUGCCAUUGGUUAUCGCGAGUCGCCACUUGACGUGACAAACGAGGAAGAGCGGAGGGAACGGAUGUAUAGUCAGAGAGUCGAUGAUCUCAACCGCUCAAACUCUGCCCGCAACUCUCGCCUCAAGUCCAAGGUCGAAAAAGCCCGCCGCGACUUCAUCACCGGCCAACCCGAGUCGUCGCAAGACUCGGCAUGGCGCUCGCAGCAUGACGAGAUGCGCCCGAGACCGGAACUCCGCGGACCCCUCCUCCAGAAGUUCCAUUCAGGCCAAUUCUCCAGCCGCCCCGAAGAUAUCAACGUACCGUACCCACGUGUCGGACCGUCUCCAUACAGUCAGGAAUUUGAUCGAUUGCUGGAGGUGGCUGAGCGGAAGUAUGCCAACUAUCGGAACCGGUUGUCGCAGCCGAAUCUCUACAGUAGGCAACGGCACUUCUCAACAUCAUAUCUCGAGACGGAUAUCGACACUGGGCGGCCCGAUUUUGCCACCGAUGUUCGCCAGGUGGAAGAGACGAAUUUGGAUGACGUUCAUCGUCGAUCUGGUAGUGUGGUUGAUUACCAUCGUCAAAGCCGACGGGAUUACCUCGAUCGAGGCGAAGAAGUGAGCCACACCAGGAGCAAGAGCGCCGACUAUCUCUUGGACAGGCUCCAACGGGAGGAGACCUUAGCGCCGGAGAACGAGCUCCAGAAGAUGGCCCCAUCCCCUCGUAGUACGCAACGUAUCUCUGAGCAUGAACUCCGAUUCCGCAAGAGUACCGAACGACUCCCGAUUCCGGAUUGGUAUCGUGAAAAUCGUCCGACCGUGCGUCCCACUGACGUUGAUAUGACGCUACCACGGGCUACAUCCGGAUAUGAUUAUCGUGCGACACAAUCCGCCACAACCACCCCGAUGGAACCAUUCAUUCCACGCGGAAUGUUCGAUCGGUAUCGGGAUGAAAUUGAGGAUGUUAGGAGGAGUCGCACAUCUCUUCACCAAAUGGAGCCACCUCGCCAGGCUCUCCGGACAGCCCCAAUGCCUGCACCCCGGCGAACCGUCUCGCACGAGGUAAUCGCUGUUUCGCGCUCCGAUAGCAGACAAAGUCUGGAGGGUCACCGUAACCUACCAGGAUACACUGUCUCUGAGGUCCCGGAGUCCUGGAAUCUAGGCCGCAGUCGUGCUUCUAAAGUCGUUGAGGUAGCCGAUACCUUUGUUGGUCCACGAAAGAGCUAUGGAGGUUCCAGCGUCCGCUAUGGCGGCAGAGUCACCAUCGAAGAAGUUCUCGACUCAAUCUUCCAACAAACAGCCCCAAGAGAAACGGGAUACGUCGCCGAUGGGAUUCCGCAAGGCGAAUAUACGGCCAACUAUGAUGGUCCAUCGAUUUACACCAAGAAUUAUAUGCUGAUGGACCAAGUUGUACAGCAACCGGAACGGGCCGAGGCUUUGUUGCAGAAAGAGAAGCUUUUCGUCCGAUGCUCACAUUGCCAUAAAACAAAGGAGCUACCAACGGCCCGAAUGCACUACGUCUCGUGCAAGCACUGUUAUUCUUACUACUGUAGCCGAAAUUGUCGAGUGAGGGAUUGGCCGAAACACCAGGGUCGAUGCUCAUAUGCACGAAUCAAUACACUGUGCAAAGAUGUUAUCAUGAAGGUUCGCGACGACCCUCAAGCCCAGCUUUACAUGAGUAAAAUAGCGCGAGAAGGCUAUUCAGCGAGAGGACGCGGAUCCGUCAACAUCCGAUUGGCGAGCCCGGAGCAAGCUAGGGCCUAUGUAACUCAUGGCUGGGCUGCGUUGGAAGUUGUUCCGAUGCAAUACCUGCUUUUCUACUAUACCACCGCUGCCCUAAUUUCUGAGCGUAAGGAGCCGUCACUUGUAGCGCUGUGUCGGCAGUAUGAUCCGAAUGAAAAAUUCAUCCUCUCGGUCUCUAUUAUUGCCGAUAUUGAGCAUUGUCCACAAACGCCACCCCCUGAAACCGUUGAUUAUCCACAGGAAUCUAAUGGACACUCCCGCCAACGCCAUGAAUCCCAAGUCCACUUUAGCCCUGACAUCGCUAGUGCCAACGCCUUCUACAACAAUGCCCUCGUGCCCACUGAUGUU
Molecule: messenger RNA, 5484 nt
Organism: Mesorhabditis spiculigera
Lineage: Eukaryota; Metazoa; Nematoda; Chromadorea; Rhabditida; Rhabditidae
Source: the annotation of a GenBank genome assembly